CAUUUUGAACCGGUGCGUGUACUUACAACAAGAUGAGUGAUGAAUUCGACGAUUUUGAGCGACAGUUAGCAGAAAACAAAAAUGAAUUUGAAAAAGAAAAGUCAAGCGGCAGGAGACGCUCACGUUCAGGCUCAAGGUCAAGAGGCAGCUCAAACAAAAAAAGUGACAGGAAAAGGUCAAGAUCUCGGGACAGAAAGAAACGAUCUCGCAGUCGUUCUCCUAAAGAAAGGCCCAUACGCAGACGGAAGAAACCAUAUAAGUAUUGGGAUGUUCCACCUGCAGGAUUUGAACACAUGACUCCAAUGCAGUACAAAAGCAUGCAAGGCAAUGGACAAAUUCCUCAGACAAUCACUGUCCCAAAUGUUGCACUAACCAACACCACAGUACCCUUUGCUGGAAGUGCAAUAAGUCGACAAGCCCGGCGUCUGUAUGUUGGCAAUAUACCAUUUGGUGUAACAGAAGAAGCCAUGAUGGACUUCUUCAAUCACCAGAUGAAGAUGACUGGACUUGCGCAGGCAGAUGGCAGUCCAGUCAUUGCAGUUCAAAUAAAUCUAGACAAAAAUUUUGCGUUUUUGGAGUUUCGCUCUGUAGAUGAGACAACACAAGCAAUGGCAUUUGAUGGCAUAAAUUUCCAAGGCCAGUCAUUAAAGAUAAGGAGACCACGUGAUUACCAGCCCCUACCUGGCAUGGCAGAAACACCAACAGUUAAUGUUCCAGGAGUGGUUUCUACAGUGGUUCAGGACUCACCCCACAAGAUCUUCAUAGGAGGCUUGCCCAAUUACCUAAAUGAAGACCAGGUAAAAGAACUGCUUACAUCGUUUGGACCACUCAAAGCAUUUAACUUAGUGAAGGAUAGUGCUACAGGUUUAUCUAAAGGCUACGCAUUUUGUGAAUAUGUGGAUGUCACUAUAACAGACCAGGCCUGUGCAGGUUUGAAUGGUAUGCAGCUUGGGGACAAGAAACUCAUUGUCCAGCGAGCCAGCGUUGGUGCCAAGAAUGCCCAGGCACCUGUACAACUACAAAUCCCUGGCCUGAAUAUGACCCAGGGCUCUGGUCCGGCCACAGAGGUGCUAUGUCUGAUGAACAUGGUCGCACCAGAAGAAUUGGAAGAUGAAGAGGAGUAUGAAGAUAUAUUGGAAGAUGUAAAGGAGGAGUGUGGAAAAUAUGGUAUAGUGCGAAGUAUAGAAAUCCCAAGGCCUAUCAAGGGUGUGGAAGUCCCAGGCUGUGGAAAGAUAUUUGUGGAAUUCAAUUCUAUCAUCGACUGUCAGAAAGCCCAGCAAGCACUUACAGGAAGGAAAUUCUCAAAUCGUGUUGUUGUCACUUCUUACUUUGACCCAGAUCAGUACCACAGGAGAGAAUUCUGAGCAUUUAACACGGUUGUCCAUUUGACAUUUUACAAUACAAUAUUGGUAUUGAAAUUCUCCAUUAUAGUAUGCAGCCAGUGUUUUUGUCACAAUUAUGUCAAAUGUUGCAUUUACCGUGAAUCUAGGAUCAUAUUUACAUACUGUCCAUUAUGUUGUUUUCAUCAUAUAAAUAUGAACAUGUCAUUUUCUUUCCACUUGAAUUUACAGAUGUUUAAAUUCAGUGUUGAAAGGAUGAAUCUGUAGUCAUGAAAAGUUAAACACAUGAAAAUCAUUUUCACAAUUACUGAUAGAAAUUUCUGGCUUAAAGAUCAUGGCAAUUGUAUAUCUUAAUAAUGUGUUUUUCCGAGUCAUCUUUAUAACUGAAGAAAGAUUGAAUAAACUGUGGAUUAAA
Molecule: messenger RNA, 1755 nt
Organism: Ylistrum balloti
Lineage: Eukaryota; Metazoa; Mollusca; Bivalvia; Pectinida; Pectinidae
Product: splicing factor U2AF 50 kDa subunit-like
Exons: 11
Coding region: 33-1364 (443 amino acids)
Biological process (GO): mRNA processing
Cellular component (GO): commitment complex; nuclear speck; U2AF complex
Molecular function (GO): pre-mRNA 3'-splice site binding; poly-pyrimidine tract binding
Source: RefSeq, a predicted model, not a curated record